AUGCUUGCUCGCAUCUUCUUCGUUGGGCUCUGGGCUAUUGUUACUGUGGCUAUUCCAGUUGCCAAGCCUGCUAGUAAGUACCAAAUUAGGUUGGGAGUUGAAGUAGAAAUGGUGCUAAUAAAGUAAGAUUUCGAAACCGAUCCAAUGCUUCAAGUUGGCGAGGUUGAAAGCAGUUCAUAUGCCGAGAAGAGAGCCAACUUUGAGACUGACCCUAUGCUCCAAGUUGGCGAGGUGGAAAACAGGUCAUAUGCACAGAGACUUUAG
This is a messenger RNA of Hymenoscyphus albidus, 264 nucleotides long. The record is from the annotation of a GenBank genome assembly. Lineage: Eukaryota; Fungi; Ascomycota; Leotiomycetes; Helotiales; Helotiaceae.